Silurus meridionalis is the source of this 1759-nucleotide messenger RNA. Its product is annotated as P2Y purinoceptor 3. The record is from RefSeq and is a predicted model, not a curated record. Gene Ontology annotation, molecular function: oxysterol binding; G protein-coupled receptor activity. Gene Ontology annotation, biological process: G protein-coupled receptor signaling pathway. Bases 373 to 1656 code for a protein of 427 amino acids. The transcript has 2 exons. NCBI's taxonomy places the organism in Eukaryota, Metazoa, Chordata, Actinopteri, Siluriformes, Siluridae. Gene Ontology annotation, cellular component: membrane.
CAUAGAAUGGUCCACAAUAGGUACAACAAACAGUUGAGGUGAAGUACAGGAACAGCUUAUGGUCUGGAAGUGAGCAAGAGAAGAACAAGUUUCUGUACUUUUCCCACAUUUACCUGUUCUUUCAUAUUCACAUUGAUGAAGCAUGACCAUGAACUAGGAGUAUUUUGGAAUUCUGUGUUUUGACUAUUGGGAUUCUGUUUUUCAAAACGGCUUAUCUGUGGAAUCGAACAUCAAUUUGGACUACCUGACUGAAAAAACAUUUGGACAUUUAGACACAUUCCAACAUUAGAAUCGGGAGCUGUUUUUAUGGAUACUCAAUGUGACGAUGACACUGAAACAUUUUCUUAAAAAGAGAUUAGGAAGCAAUCAGAAAUGGUGACAGACACUCCGACUGGCCUGUCCAAAACUGGACCAGGCACUACCCUUGACGACUUCUCAUAUAAUUCCUCUAGUGCUGCCGCCUGCAACAUUGAUGAGUCCUACAAGUACAUUUUCCUUCCUAUCUGUUACUCCUUCACAUUUGUUUUUAGCAUCAGCCUUAAUUCUGUGGUGCUCUAUCGCUCCUUUCGCCGUACCAAACACUGGAAUGUGUCUCUAAUUUAUAUGGUGAACUUGGCUACUACUGACUUUAUGUAUGGCCUCUCUCUGCCAUUUCUAGUGGCCAGUUAUAUCAAGCAAGACAACUGGUACUUUGGGGACUUCAUGUGUCGCUUAGUGCGCUUUCUGUUCUACUUCAACCUGUAUUGUAGCAUUUUUUUUCUCACCUGCAUUUCUGUGCAUCGAUACCUGGGCAUCUGUCAUCCCAUGAGGACCAUCACUUUAGAGACCAAGCGGGCUGUGAAAGGCAUUUGUAUUUUGGUAUGGCUUGCUGUUUUUGCACUCACGUGUCCAAUUUUUCGAUUUGCCCAAACAGAGCACCUUCCACGGCGAAAGGACGAUGGUGCAAUAGAUUUACAUGAAAUUAAUGGUGAUGCACACAAGUCCAACACAAGUUCAAGUUCUGAGAUGUUCCAUAACUGCUGGGAUGAUGCUAUUGAUAAGGAGUUCCAAGAUUAUGUUCCUUAUGGAAUAACCCUCCAUCUCCUGGGGUUCUUUGUGCCGUUUACCAUAAUUGCAUGGUGUUACUCACGUGUGGUUAUGACUAUAUUUCGAACACUGAACUCCCAACCUCCUGCUAAUGGACCAAGGACAAGACAAGGCAGCAAGGCAGGGACAGGAGGAGAAGGCAUGUCCAUUAUUCUCGGGGCUCAUUCACCUUAUGUAAACAGGCGUCGCAAGUCUAUCAAAACCAUCAUAACCAUUACUCUCCUCUUUGUCCUUUGUUUCUUCCCCUUUCACGUUACCCGCACAAUUUUUUUAGUGCUGAAGGUGACUAGCAGGGUACAGUGCCAUACAAUGCGGAUGGUUUCCAUUUGUUACAAAAUCACUCGCCCACUAGCAUCCUUCAAUGCCUGGCUUAAUGCAUUACUCUAUUUCCUCACCAAGGAGAAAAGUGGAUCCUGCUGCAACAAACCACCACCUUCCCAGCAUGGGCUCUUUUGGCCUUUACGGAUGCUAGGAAAAGGAGGGCAUGAGGAGGAGGAUGUUGAAGAGGCAGUGAAGCAUAAAAACAAUGAACUUAAGGCAGAAAAUAACAUAUUCACAGACUUACCUUGAGAGAUAAAAAUAAAUAAAUAAAUAAUGUAACAUAUGUUUGUAAUGUUAGUAAUAUAAAUGGUCUGGAUAUAAAGUUAUAUGUAGUGGGUUAAAUCUGUGUGUG